This is a messenger RNA of Stegodyphus dumicola, 1219 nucleotides long. RefSeq names its product voltage-gated potassium channel subunit beta-2-like. Gene Ontology annotation, cellular component: voltage-gated potassium channel complex; cytoplasm. Gene Ontology annotation, biological process: regulation of potassium ion transmembrane transport; potassium ion transport. Gene Ontology annotation, molecular function: transmembrane transporter binding; voltage-gated potassium channel activity; potassium channel regulator activity. The record is from RefSeq and is a predicted model, not a curated record. NCBI's taxonomy places the organism in Eukaryota, Metazoa, Arthropoda, Arachnida, Araneae, Eresidae.
AUGCCUGGACCUGAAAUAUCUCCGAUGUCUUUCAGCGUUGAACAUUUCGAUUUAAUAAGCGUUAAAGCUGAAAAUAUCGUUUCACAUAAGUCUGAAAUUCUUCUGGGGAAGAUACUGAAAAACAGCGGCUGGAAACGCUCGAGCUACAUUGUGGCAACAAAGCUGGUUUGGGGAAGCAAACUGGAUUCGGAUAGAGGUCUGUCAAGAAAAUUUAUUUUAGAGGCAUUGGAUGCCAGUCUGGAAAGGUUACAAAUGGAGUACGUUGACAUUGUGUAUAUCAACAGGACGGAUCCCAUGUGCCCCAUCGAAGAGGUUGUUCGUGCCUGCACACAUGCCAUUAACCACGGGAAAGCAAUGUACUGGGGUACAUCAAGGUGGACAGCUAUGGAAAUUAUGGAGGCUUACACUGUUGCUAGACAAUGCCAUCUUAUUCCACCGUCCGCAGAACAAACGGAGUAUCACAUGUUCCAAAGGGAAAAAGUUGAAAUACACCUGCCGGAACUCUUUCACAAAAUUGGAACGGGCACAAUUACUUGGUCCCCUCAAGCCUUUGGCCUAUUAACAGGCAAAUUUGACGAGGGUGUCCAACUCCUAUCCAGGGGAUCCUUGAAGAGCUUGUCGGCGCUGCAGGACCGGCUCAACACAGACGGCAGUCCGAAACAUCAGUACAAGAUGAGAGAGCUCAACCACAUUGCGGAGAAGUUGGGUUGUACUAUGACACAGCUCACAAUCGCAUGGUGCCUGAAAAGCGAACAAGUACAGUGUGUGCUACUGGGAGCCCUCUCUGUCGACCACUUGUACGACCAACUUCAAGCCUUGCAAAUCAUUCCUAAGCUCACGACCAACAUAUCCAACGAGAUUGAGAAGAUCCUCGAUAAUAAGCCGACAAGGCAUCCUCUGCAAAGGUGACUAGUGCAGAGUCGAGGCCCUUCUGCGGACCUCGGCUCGCCUGCAGAUCAACCUCUUGAUGCUCUCAAGGGCAGAGACACCAACCACACGGCUACCUCCCCGACUGGAGAGCCCCGCAACGACCAACCGGCUACCAGCUUCAUGGACAAUCUCAGAGCCACCUGCGUCAUGCAAUGACCACUGAAAGAAUGUUUCAGUUUUGUCUUUCUCUCUUGCAUGCAGAAAAAUUUCUUUAUUGCCUUCCUCUGCAUUUUGGUACAAAGCUGGAAUUGUUCAUAUUGUCCAACUACAAGCUGUGUGACUUAAGCGA